AUGGGCGGCGGCGGCGGGCGCGGCCCCGCUCGCCCGCAGGUCGGGGGCUGCCGGCAGGAGAGGGCUCCGCUUGGCCGCCGCGGGGCUCAGCGCCGCGCUGGGCGCAUGGUCCCGGCCCCCGGCCCGGGCGCCGCCUGCGAGCGGAGAGAGAGCGUGGUUAGCGGCGAGCCCCGCGAGAGGCGCUCCCGACGCAGAGCGUGUUUCUGGCGAUCCCGCUUCGGAACUUCCCAGCAUCCAGAGGAGGGACGCGAGGCGAGAGAUCACCUCCCGGCGGAGCGGGGGAGGGACAUCUCCUCCCCCCCGCCGCCCAGCCUGUCCUCGGCUCCUCUCCGCCGGGGACUCGGCGGAGGCGGCGUCCCGAGACGGUGGUCUCGCUUUGUCGCAAAGGCGAACCCGCUGAUGCCCCGCUCCCUCGGCCGGGGCAGGCGAGCCCGGCCGGCAGCUCUGGGACUUUUGCGGCGGGAGGAGGUCGUGGGGGAGAGCAGAGCGCGUAAAGGCAAAAAUCCCUUUCAUGACCAAGGAAGGAGGCAACAACAUUCUUACAGCCCUGAGAAGUGCCCGUUACUAGGAAUGAUUUUCACUUUGUUCCUGAAAAGCACGCCAAGUUUACUGGUGUUUGCUGACGAUGUUACAAAUAGAAGCAGGCCCGGCAGGAGGGAGCAUGAGCUUUCCAGUGGAACCUGUGACAGCAGGGACCUGCUCCAGUCUGAAGUUUGUGCAAUGGUGUGAAACUGUCCCUCAGCCUGUGAGAAGGGUGCUCCCCUGGCAGCAGAGGGAGGGUACGUGCUGCACCUCCUGGGAUGUGGUAAGCUUUGAGGGCACAGCCAGCCUGGGUGGUUCAGAAGAGCACAUCCUGUGAAGUCAGGCAGGAUGAGACCUUGGGAAUGGUGCUUGGUGCUGUCCCUGCAGCAGUGGGAAGCCAUGGCUUUCAGGAGGGCUUCUGGAGCUGUGGGAGCAGCAGCAGCAGGGGCCUCAGCCUUGCUCCCCGACUGCCACAUAACAACGUGCCCAGAGGGACCCUGAAGGUGUCCCUGCUCGGUGUGGGGAAGCCCAGGGCCCUGGUUUCACCUGCCAGAGUCACACAGGUACUUUCACUUCAGAAUAAAUGCAGCACUGCCAAAGAAACACACGGCUUUUCCUGCAUCAUUUCCACAAAGUCGUGAGUUAGAAUCUUGGUUGUAUUGAAACAGAACUCGCCCAGUUCUAACAAUUCAAGCUUUAGUCCCUGGACUGGACAAGGCCUGCUAGGCACUGUGCAGGUACUAACCACUGCUGCUCUUCUCUUCACAGCCCAUGGUGGCACCUUUCAGCCUUACCAGUCUUACUUCAAAUCUUUCUCAAACAAAUAUGGCCAUAUAAAGCCAGUCAAUUGUAACCCCAUGCAGCCAAAACUAGAGCGUGUUUCUUUCAGUAUUAAAAUACAAAUAUAUGCUCUAGAAAGGCAAUUUC
Molecule: messenger RNA, 1449 nt
Organism: Melospiza georgiana
Lineage: Eukaryota; Metazoa; Chordata; Aves; Passeriformes; Passerellidae
Exons: 4
Coding region: 1-729 (242 amino acids)
Source: RefSeq, a predicted model, not a curated record